Molecule: messenger RNA, 1343 nt
Organism: Quercus lobata
Lineage: Eukaryota; Viridiplantae; Streptophyta; Magnoliopsida; Fagales; Fagaceae
Exons: 2
Coding region: 104-310 (68 amino acids)
Source: RefSeq, a predicted model, not a curated record
UUCGACGAAAACAUUAUCCACAUCAGUUCAUCCCACCAAGAGCUUAAACUACCAUUCUAAAAGAAAAACUAUCUGUAAGCAUAGGAGCCAAAGGAUAAGGGAAAUGGAUGGGAUACAGCAAGUAGCCUUACCCAUCCUUGGAAUUGUAGCAGCUGCUGCUGCUACCUUCUAUGCUGUAAGCUUUUCUGAGCUUAGAGAGAAAUCAUUUAAUGAUUUGGAGGACUCUGAGACUGAAAAUGGAGGAUUCAAGUAUGUGAGCUCAAGGGAGAGACGGGCAAGAAAAAAAGCAGAGAAACAAGUCAAAAGUUGAACACAGACAGCAGAGUUCUCGGCUGCUGCUGUAUGAGUAUUUUCUUCUUUUAUCACUUGGCGCGCGUUGUAACAGAUUCUACAGUUUAGUGUGUAAUAUGCUUUUUAUUCGUGUUAUAACCAUUAUGAUUUACCGUAAAAGUUUAUCGUUAUGCUUUAUUAAUUAGACUUUGGUUGUCGUAAAUUUUUUUUUAGAAGAUGAUUGCCGUAAUUUGCAAAGCACUCUCUUCUGACCCUAUUUCUAAAACCUCUAAAAGACCGAUAAACUUAUAUAUCUUUAUAAUUAUGGAAAGAGUAAUUCUACCAUACCCCAUUAAUGUUGUUUUGAUUUUGACCCUUAAUUUAAUUUAAGGGAAUACUUAUUAUUGGUAAAGCAAGUCAUGUAUAUAGACAAAGAAAUACAAAUCACUUUUCUUUCUACGCUUCUUUCUGUAUGCUUUUUUUCUCUCAAAUUGAGGAUAUUUCCAUAAUUAUAAAGAUAUAUAAGUUUAUCGGUCCAUACCCCAUUAACGUUGUUUUGAUUUUGACCCUUAAUUUAAUUUAAGGGAAUACUUAUUAUACUUAUUAUUGGUAAAGCAAGUCAUGUAUAUAAACAAAGAAAUACAAAUCACUUUUCUUUCUACAUUUCUUUCUGUAUGCUUUUUUUCUCUCAAAUUGAGGAUAUUUCCAAGGGUCAUUCUACCAUAUCCUCAAUUUUUUGUAGGUAUAUGGUACCCACCUUCUGAACUAUUAAAUUAGUGUUGUUUUGAUCUUGACCCUUAAUUUAAUUUAAGGGAAUAAUUGUUACUAGUAAAGCAGGCCAUGGAUAUAAACAAAGAAAAAAAAAAUCACUAUUCUUUGUACGCUUUAGAACUCUCUCUACGCUUCUAUCUGUAAGCUUCUUCUCUCUCAACUUCUUUCUCUUCCAAAACAACUACAAGACCAGAGCCAUCACUGCUAAACAAAACCCUAAGCAUGACCCACAAUAUAAGAAACAUAGUAUUUCAAUUCCAGCCGCUCUCUGCUCCCACGACGGUAUUAACCUAGACCGUUAA